This is a messenger RNA of Microdochium trichocladiopsis, 1222 nucleotides long. RefSeq lists its product as uncharacterized. Bases 118 to 1131 code for a protein of 337 amino acids. The record is from RefSeq and is a predicted model, not a curated record. NCBI's taxonomy places the organism in Eukaryota, Fungi, Ascomycota, Sordariomycetes, Xylariales, Microdochiaceae. The transcript is spliced from 2 exons.
GCAAGCUGAAAUCUGCCUCGUGGGCAGCCAGCGCCCGAGACAGACACAUGUCUCAGAUUGUGCCAUCAACUUUUGCAAAGGCCAACCACUGAUCUACUCACGGCGGACCUCAGCAGCAUGCAUAUAUCCCUGCAGCCGAUGAGGCAACAGGCCAGCUUGCGCAACGGCGAUCGAGACUGGACGGGCGUCACGAGCGCGAAAGAGCGCAGGCGUCUGCAAAACCGGCUGAACCAGCGUGCCCUUUACGAGCGCAGGAAGAUGCGAGGGACAAAGACUCUGGCCACCAAACAGGCACAGCCACGCUUCAAUGCGGCCGACGUGUUCCCUGGUGACACUGAGGGCACUCGACUUCUGACGCGUAUCUGCUUCCUCAACCACGAGGCGUCCCACCAGCAGACGAUCAAUCUCGCACGCCAGGCCUUGCACGAGUACCUGUCUAAGAGCUACGACCUGGGCCGGCUGGCCUCUCUCGUGCGUCUCAACGUCUUCUUCGCUUGGCAGGACAACGCGCGCAUGUUAGGUUUCAGCGACAUCUGGCUCUCCGAGGAUAUUGUCUCGCCUUUCUGCGCAGAAGUUGUCCUUCCAAGAGAGGCCGACUCUGCAAAACAUGGCGGGGAAGUACAUGGACAAUAUGACACGCUGCCCGUCGCUCUGCGCCCAACUCCGACACAGAAGAAGUUUCCACACCACCCGUGGGUCGACGUGAUCCCGCAUCCACAGCUAAGGGAUAACAUCAUCGUGGCGCUGGCGCAGGGACGCAAUGGGAGUGAAGUGGAUGAGUUCGAGCUAUGUCAUGAUUUGAUCGAGGUUGUCGGUCCAACUGUCGAGCACAGUCCUGCUGGCUUUAAGCGCUCUUGUGAGCUGCCACCGUUAUCAAACGCUGCAAGAGGGUCCGAUUUGGCCCAGAAAGCAUGGGAUUACAUCUCGCUUGUGCACGAGAGCGCCGAGAUGAGCAGCAGACCACCGUCGCUUCUUGUAUGGGAAAGCAGCCGGCCUUGCGAGACAAAAAGCUGGGAGGUCUCUGCUCAGUUUGUGCAUAAAUGGGGCUGGCUGUUGAGUGGUUGUGACGCCCUUCUGCAAGCUACCAAUGUGUGGAGGAGAGCAAGAGGUGAGCAGGCCAUAAAGUGGUAGUGUUUUGAACUGUCUACUUGCUAUCACAAUCCACAAGCCCUCUUGCUGCCAAAAGCUCUCCGCUCAAAUCCAUGACUAUUCUAUUCAAGCA